AUGGGGCUUGUGCUGGUGGCAGGCUGCAGCUUGAUCGCCUUCGGUCCUUCGAUCAUGCUGUGGGUGGUGGUCGUCGGCAAGCGACCGGCUCUUGUGAUCAUCGGCCUCGUCGGCGCCUUUUUCUGGCUGGCGUCCAUGGCGGCAGCUUCCGUGCUCUGGACCAUCGUUCCCGCUGCGCAGGACGCCUGGUUGCUGUCCAUGAUCACGGGCGUCGUCCUGCACGGCUUCGGGCGCCUUGCGCUCGCAAAGGUCUACGUAAAGACGGAAGCGGUGAUCAACGAAGCCGCUGCGCACGCCGCCCCUGCUUCAAAUGCUCACGGAAGCAGCGGCCGGUACGGCGGCGCUCUGGGGGCAGAGGGCAGCGGCGGGGUUGGCGAAGGUCGAGGGGAAAGGAAGACGGGCGACGUGCCCGACCAGCCGGAAGAAUCCUCUGGCUUGCUCAGGCUGAACGGGGUGUCUUCCUCCAUAGCCGCUGGCGUGGGGUGGGGAUUGAUUCACGCUGUGAUCAUGGUCGGCACGGCGUUGUCGAAGCACAUGGGACCCGGGGCAGCGUUCUCGCCGUCCUGUCCCCACGUGCCGUCGGUAAUCGUUUCUGCGUUGAGCGCGCAAGCGUUUGUGGUUCUAGACCUGCUCCUCAUGGCGGCUGCUUUUGCCGCGGCACGGUCAGGAGAUGCGGGGCUCAUGAGCUUCUCCUUUGGGCUACAUUUCGCCGCGGCCCUCACGACGGGCUUCAAUUUCAUCGAAGGCGGGUGCACGGCUUCUCUGCCCUUGUUGUACGGGGUGGUCGCCCUGGCGGCCAUCGCUCUCACAAGAUAUCGCCCGCUCAAAUCAGCGAUGAUACGGCUGAGGCGAUGA
This is a messenger RNA of Ectocarpus siliculosus, 855 nucleotides long. NCBI's taxonomy places the organism in Eukaryota, Phaeophyceae, Ectocarpales, Ectocarpaceae. The record is from the annotation of a GenBank genome assembly.